AUGGCGUCGAAUUCCUGGGACCAGCAUCAGUCCUCGGAUGCAUUCCUACCAACUUCCAAGCAUGGUCGAGCUACCGUCCGCCUCGUCCCUUUGGGCGAAUCUGAAAACGGAUCGCAAUCGCAGUCGGUAGGCAAGCCGUCUUCCAAGUCGCUCAUCUCCUGGAACGACGUCGGCCUGCUUCUCGGUGUUUUCGCUUGCCUCGCCAUCCUCGUAGGAUCAGUGUUUCCCCAACGCGCUGCCGUCUUUCUCGGUCAAACGAAUCAGCUAGUCGUCGUCGGCUUUUGUCUUGCUCUGAUGGCCAUAGCCUGUCAGAAGCAGGUCUCGCUUGCCACGCUGCAAUACUCUAUACAGUCAGGAAGAGCAAGUCUCCAAGAUCUGGAGACGAUCUUGCAAGGCCAAUUCUUCAUCGCCAAGUCCAGCAUGCUCUGCAAGGCGGUAAUUUUCCUGCUCACAGCAGUUCCGCUGGCGCUGAGUGUGGGAUACAAAAGGUGUGUUGGAGGAAGCAGCACUGUUAGGUGCGACGGCAUCGCAGGCGAUUUUGGUGCGACCGCUGCUCCAGGAUACCAAAAUAUUGGACUGGGUCUUUCCCUCAUCACUGAAACAUAUCUACCAUUCUGGAUCGAUCCAAGGGAACCUCAAUGUUAUGGCUUCAAUCUCCUCGUCGCAUCGAACACUAAAAGUGCUGUGUCGGAUGCACCUAUGCCUCAGUAUCUCGACUCGCUGCAGGCGUCAUUGGACAGAGAUGAAUUUGUGCUUUUGACCACCACUGUCAACGCGACGGUUCCGGAGACGGUGCAGAUAUCAACAUCGCUGCGAAAUAACAACACGUAUUGGCAACAAUUGGCAACACAAUACGGGCCCGGCAACUGGGCGGAUAUGGACAUGCUGUAUGGACGCCAUGUCGUAGUCGCCAAUGGACCUUCGGGCGCCAAUUGCACGACCAGUUAUCUAUCGAUAUACAACGAGACGGGAGGACAAACAGUCGGGGGCGAGAGGCAGCAGACCUUCAACUCUCGCCGCGAAGCAACAGGCACAUGGAAGAUCACUCCGUCCAGCAUCAGACUCGUCAAUGCAGACAUCUUGGAGACUCAGGACGAAGCUUUGUUUCGACGCAAUCAGUCGCUUAUAGAUGACAACCAGAUUGACGUUGUGGGUCUUUCCAGUCGCUUCGCGGCCGAGUACGACUGGACCCGGAAUCCGCGCAAUAGCUCCGUCAGCACCGCUCCAACCCUUGCGGUUACAUUUCUCUGGGCUCGUAUCGUCGCACAAUGUGGCGUGGAGAAUAAUGGCCGGACUGGGGUAUGGCGGGAGGUCAACCAGUACACCAAGGCAUCGUCAGAGGUGCAAGUGUACCGACAGCGCGAAACACUGAGACGGAGCUGGGAACUUCUGCUGGUCUUCCUCGUGCUGCCGGUUGUCUCCCUCUUUGCGUUCUUGGCCAAGAUGUGGUUCCACAGCUGCCCUGUUGAUGACGGAUUUGGUCUCAUCUCAGUCUUGGCCGCUGUAGAUUCGAAAUCGCUGAGCGGAUUGUACGGCGCUGGACUUUCGGGGAAGUUGACCCAGCGUGUUGGAAUCCGAUUUGACGUUGCUGACGACGAGAGGGUCGAGGCUCACGUGGGUGAGGUUGGGCGGCCGCGUCGGCUUCGAAGGGGUAGGAUGUCCGCAUGA
Messenger RNA from Zasmidium cellare ATCC 36951, 1668 nucleotides. RefSeq lists its product as uncharacterized. The transcript has a single exon. Bases 1 to 1668 code for a protein of 555 amino acids. NCBI's taxonomy places the organism in Eukaryota, Fungi, Ascomycota, Dothideomycetes, Mycosphaerellales, Mycosphaerellaceae. The record is from RefSeq and is a predicted model, not a curated record.